AUGGUCACAUUUGCUGCCGGUGCAACUGGAGUUGAUCAAAACGCAAGCCACACAGAGACACGUGUCUCGUUCUCUGCCUUCGUCACAUCUGGCAAUACAUCCUCCGCCUAUAUCGAGGCGACGCGCCUGACCAAAGAUGCAAUUACAAAAAUGACGAAGCUAAACAAGGCCCGUGUGGGUAAUCCCUCCCUCAACAACUACAUGACAAAGCCCGGAAUCCAGAUACCCAAGCGUCAUGCUGAACUGGCACCACCCCUGCUCACCAUCACCAAUGACCUAGCCAGAGCCGCGGCCUUGCUCGCCGAACUUGAUGCAAAACACUUACCAACAAACCAUUCCUCUCCACUUGGGAAAAGAGGGGGAUCAUCCUGGCUGGGAAUCCUGCACCACGAGGGCUCCGUCCCAUGGGGCAAUGACAGCUCUUACAAAGUCUUUCGAAAUGUUCAAGAUUACGAAGCCGAUACUACUGGAGCCAGGGACUCGACCAAGGCAAUCCAGCAGGCCAUCGACGACGGCAAAAGUUGCGGUGCCGGUUGCAACGGAGCAACAACCAAGAAUGCCAUGGUGCAUUUCCCGCCAGGUAGAUACCUAGUAUCGAGCUCUAUUGCAGUGUACUUCAGCACUCAGAUGAUCGGCGACGCCAUCCAGCCGCCGACAAUUGUUGCGGCACGAAGCUUCGUCGGCCUAGGGGUCCUAUCAACCGACAUCUGCGUCGACAACGGCGGCGCAGGUCCAGACGGGAAUUUCCAAAUGGGGCCAGGAUUGUUGAUGAAACCUGGUCUCAAUUCACUGCCAACAGUGGCAAGUUCUCGGACGCGAAGAAGCCCGCUGCGAUGCUCAAGUGGCAAAGGCCCGACACCUGAUGUCGUCUUGAUGGAAUGGAACAUUCAGGCAAUGGGGAUUGUCCAUAUUCGUCUUGGAGGAGCAGUCGGGACGGAGCUCACACCGGCCCGAGUCUUUCGAAAUGUUCAAGAUUACGAAGCCGAUACUACUGGAGCCAGGGACUCGACCAAGGCAAUCCAGCAGGCCAUCGACGACGGCAAAAGUUGCGGUGCCGGUUGCAACGGAGCAACAACCAAGAAUGCCAUGGUGCAUUUCCCGCCAGAUGAUCGGCGACGCCAUCCAGCCGCCGACAAUUGUUGCGGCACGAAGCUUCGUCGGCCUAGGGGUCCUAUCAACCGACAUCUGCGUCGACAACGGCGGCGCAGGUCCAGACGGGAAUUUCCAAAUGGGGCCAGGAUUGUUGAUGAAACCUGGUCUCAAUUCACUGCCAACAGUGGCAAGUUCUCGGACGCGAAGAAGCCCGCUGCGAUGCUCAAGGUGGGCAAUGCCGGAGACGUCGGCACAGUAGAGAUGCAGGACCUGAUUUGA
This is a messenger RNA of Metarhizium acridum CQMa 102, 1371 nucleotides long. NCBI's taxonomy places the organism in Eukaryota, Fungi, Ascomycota, Sordariomycetes, Hypocreales, Clavicipitaceae. The record is from RefSeq and is a predicted model, not a curated record.